This is a messenger RNA of Drosophila navojoa, 3205 nucleotides long. RefSeq names its product prominin-like protein. The record is from RefSeq and is a predicted model, not a curated record. Gene Ontology annotation, cellular component: membrane. Lineage: Eukaryota; Metazoa; Arthropoda; Insecta; Diptera; Drosophilidae.
AUGAUACAAGUUUUAUUCCAAGCGUUACUAAACUUUAUCCGCCGUUCUUAACUUUUGAAUAAUCAAUCUGAUCCUCGAAAACCAUCUUGCAAUUUAAAGCCCAUAAAAUUUCCUUAUUAUAGAUGCCAGAGUAACCGUGCAUCAACUAUUGUUAUACCUAUAUUCCAAAAACUCGUAAUACUAUGGCAAACGACUAUAUUCAUAUAUUUAAGCACAUGAGUCACUGCAAGAUGAGACGAUUGAACAUACAAUUUUGGGCAAUAUGUGGGCUUAGUUGUAUGUUUAUAGUCGCCGUAAUAGCACCGGACGUAAGGCAGUGGAGCGAGGAGCGAGUGAGCACACACGAGCAUAUGGGACAGUUACACUUUCCCACCACUAUAUAUUCUAAAUACGAGAAGAGCGUUACGUAUACCAGAGAUACGGAUCCGUCAACUCCAAUCACACAACUGCUGGAUGAUUUCAGUAUAUCUCUACUUAAUUUGACUGCGUUCAAUCGAUCCAUACCGCCUGGCUACAUUGUGGCCAAGAGCGACUCGCUGGUGAUGGGGCCAAAGGUAGAGGAAAAUGACUGGAAGGAUCUUCUAGCCGAAUAUUGGCUAUCGCUGCUCUGGGUGAUAUUUCUGAUAAUACUCAUCAUACUGAUGCCCUGCAUAGGCGUUUGCUAUUGCUGCUUCUUUUGCUGGCGACGCUGCGCUGGGGGCUGUCCCACCUGCGAUUUGAAGUCGGAUAAUCGCUGGCGAUUGGCUUACGGCAUUUUGCUCGGCUUACUGCUGCUGGGUCUUUUUUUGGGUUUGCUGUUCGCUUAUUCGGCGAACAGUUCUUUGGAGCGCGGCUUCGAGUAUACGCAGAAGACGAUGCGACGCGGCAGCGAGGAUACGUGCCAGUUCCUAAAGGAUUGCGCGCAGCACAUUCGCCAUUUGCUCGUUAGGAACUACCAGGAAAUGCAAACACAACUCAAUGAUGUCCUAAAGAAUGCUCACACUCACAUUUUUUUGGACCUCAUGGAUGUCUCUCAGGCUAAUAUGUUAUUCGAGUUGGAGCUCAUCUUGAGCCACCUGAAUAAGGUUCGGACUGACUUCAAGGCCGUCAAAUUCUGGCAGGAUGAAUUACUGUUCUAUAAUGCACAAUUGCGAGAUGGCCUUCGUACUGUCAAGCGUGAUAUUACUUACGCCUGUACAACUCUCUGUGCGAGUCGCAGUUGCUUGCAGUUUUUGAAGACAACUGCAAUCGAGCUGAUGGAUACGUCGUCCUGUCUGCAUUUGGAUGAUCUGCCGAACGUGGAAGACUAUGUGACUGGAGUGGAGGAGAUGAUUAACAAUGGCUUACCUGAAAUACCCGAAGAGGGAAUCCGCAGAGUUCAAGUUCUAGGAACGCAAAUCAACGAAGCCGUAGAACCGAUCAUACCCCCUAUAUUGACCGAUCUGCAGGCUGGAGAACUUUUGUUCAGGGAUGAAUCGAAGGUCAUGAGAGAAUCAAUUAAUGGGAUGAUCAACAGCAUACACUUCACCACUCUCCGAUCGAUAAAGUCUCUCGAAGAUGUCGACGCCAAGUUUGGCACCAUGCGCAGUGGCGUCCAUGCUAUUGUGCUCGUAAUCCUCACGAUCAUAGUAGCUUCGCUGAUGGUUGCCUUGGUCUUUGGAUGCUGUACACCUAUAAGACGGUUUGGUCGUGAUGGACUUUGGAGCAAAAGGUCGGGCGCCCUUUGCCUCUUAUUUGCCAUUAUAUUGAUAUUCAGCAUAUUCUGGCUCACCUCGCUGGUUGGACUAUUUUAUUAUAUCUUCGGCAUGGUGACCUAUCAAGGAGUGUGUGCUCCGUUUCGCGAUCGGGAAAAUAAUUCCUUUUUCCAGCAAAUGGAUCCCCUAAUUGAUCUCAAUCGAUUCUUGCCAGAAACCGUGAAGAAUAUGGAUAUUGAAAGGGAAAGAGAUUGGGAAGCACAUAGAGCGCUGAUAGGCACAAUAAGAGAGAGUAAAAUGAAACACAGUGAGGAUAUGCGAGGGAAAAGGCAAGCUGAAAGGGAAACUGUGCCACUCCGCAUGUCGACGGCAAUUAAGGCAUGCGAGGCCGAUGAGUCCGUCUUCAAAUUGCUCCGUAGGAACAACGUCUACGACAUAGAAGAACUAGUUCGACUAGAGGUUUUGACACAGCACCCAGCGCCAAAGGUACCCAUUUUCAAGGAGGAUAUCAAGGACUUUGUGGUGCUCACGAAAGAGGAACACGUUAAGUUGAUGGAGGCCGGGUACGGCAAAUUAACCGAGUAUCAUAGUUCGACCUUUCUAAAACAUCUCUGUGAUGAAAUAACGCCCGUUGCAUUGCCAAAACUCAUCCGGGAUAUCAGAGAGCUAGAGGCCAGCCUAAAAAGCGAUUGGGGUCGCUAUGAUCUAGCCAAAGUCUCCUUGGCCAAUGCAGCGAAUGAUCUGGAGCGAUACCAUCUUAAUCUCGUGCACAAGAUCCAGACCACUAUGGAAAAGAUUAAGAUAAAGCUGAAGGAAAUCGAUACUUUUAUCCUAUAUGAAGAAUUGCCAUUUGGCGAAACAAUGCAAGGUCUACAAGAAGCUAUAAAACACUCCCAGGAGUUCAUUAGAUCCAAUGCUGAAAGCUAUGCACGGUAUCUGCGUACGAAUCUAACUACUUACGUUGAGGGCGAGGUGUCCGAUUUCAUGGAGAGGGUUAUCCACCAUUGUGAAAAUGAGGUCGGCAAGUGCAGGCCCCUAGCCUAUAUCUACUACACAGGUGUCGACUUGAUUUGCCGUCGUCUUGUCUAUCCCAUGAAUGGCUUUUGGGUGGGCCUGCUGUUCAUUGCGUUGCUUCUGUUGCCCACUCUCUUUGUGGCCCAUCGAUUGAUUUGCCUAUACAAAAAAGUCUAUCCUGGACCACCACAAGCCCCAGUCCAAUGUCGAGCCUGCGGCGGAGUUUCACUUGUGGAUGAUGGGACUAAUAAGCGCUCUCCGAUCUGCAUUCUUCAGGACAUGGUUGAUAAUCCCGCCGAAUCUGAGACCACAGUGGUUGAAGUGACUGUUGAGCCCUCAGCUUCCACGGAAACAAUCAAAUCAGAUACGGGUACCUUAUGCAACAGCAGCAGUAAGCACAAACAGGACUAGACACCGAACUAAAUGUAUAUAUGGGACUCCGAUUUGCACUCACUCUACAGUUGCUGGUUCUUGAAAUGUUUUAUUUGAAUCGUAAUAUUAAAGUGAAUUUUCGUUUA